AUGGACCUGUUCUCCGCCGCCUGCGAGAAAUUCGGUCUGGUCAUUAACACGCAGAAGACGGUGGUGAUGCUCCAACCGCCAUCCCACUCAGUCACAGCCCCCAACGCGUCGCCGCAAAUCAGAGUGAACGGAACCCAACUGCAAGUGGUGGAGAACUUCCCGUACCUGGGCAGUACUCUCUCCCGCAACACCAAAAUCGACAACGAAGUCGCCAACAGGAUCUCGAAAGCCAGUCAAGCCUUCGUUCGCCUCCAAAGCACAGUUUGGAAUCGCCACGGUCUUCAGCUGAGCACGAAGCUGAAGAUGUACAAGGCAGUCAUCCUGCCGACACUACUGUAUGGAGCGGAGACAUGGACGGUGUACGCAAAGCAGGCACGUCGUCUGAACCCCUUCCACCUCAGUUGUCUUCGUCGCAUCCUGAGGCUGAAGUGGCAGGACUGA
Molecule: messenger RNA, 441 nt
Organism: Spirometra erinaceieuropaei
Lineage: Eukaryota; Metazoa; Platyhelminthes; Cestoda; Diphyllobothriidea; Diphyllobothriidae
Source: the annotation of a GenBank genome assembly